CGUACAUUUUUGGUUGGCCUAAAGAGCAACACUGUAAUGAGUAAAAUUUUUAUUGCGCAUCAUGCAUGUACAGUUUUGGUUUGGCCUAAAGAGCAACACGUGUAAUAAGUAAAAAAUUUAUCUUUCCAAAACCUAUAUAAAGAAGACCGCUUUAGAGUUCCCACAGUAUACGCUACUUCUCCUUCCAAAACAGAGAGAAAUAGGUAGCUAAGAGAAGUAGAAGAAUCCAUGGCCGACAUUGCUAAGAAAUGGCUUCCUCUUGAAGCUAACCCUGAUGUCAUGAAUCAGUUCCUUUGGGGUAGUGGUGUUCCACCGGAUGAGGCAGAGUGCUAUGAUGUUUAUGGGUUGGAUGAAGAACUUUUGGAAAUGGUGCCUAAGCCGGUCCUUGCUGUUUUGUUUCUGUAUCCUCUCACAUCACAGACUGAAGCAGAGAGAGUACAGCAAGACAGCCAAACAAAGGUGCGGGACGGCACCAGUACCGUUUACUUCAUGAAACAAACAGUGGGAAAUGCAUGUGGUACAAUUGGCCUACUUCAUGCUAUUGGGAAUAUUACCUCAGAGAUUAAACUUGAUGAGGGCUCAUUCUUGGACAAGUUCUUUAAAUCAACUGCACACAUGGACCCGAUGGAGCGUGCUUCAUUCCUUGAAAGUGAUAGAGAAAUGGAAGUUGCUCAUUCAGUAGUAGCUACUGCUGGUGACACUGAGGUUCCAGUAAAUGUGGACACCCAUUUCAUCUGCUUCACAUGUGUUGAUGGACAACUUUAUGAACUUGAUGGAAGGAAGUACAGACCAAUUUCACAUGGUACAUCUACUCCAAGUAGCCUGUUACAGAUUUCAUGUGAAUCUGAACCUCAUCGACCACAAUCUGAAUACUUUAACCUGUGAGAUCAGUUAGAACCUGCAUGUUGGAGGUCUACACAAUUGUCACUUAUCUGGGCUUUGAAGAUAUACAAUUUUACAUGAAAGGCGAAUAUUAAGCAAGUGCUCGCUAUCUGAAAACUCUCUAGCAGACCAAAUUGAGACGGGGAAAUACAAUAAAAUUUGUGCGACAAUGGCUGCAGGCUGACCAUAGUGUUUCCUUGGAGAUGCAAACCUACCCUUUUACUAGUAGUCAUGAUAAAAUUCCUUUUUACGGAUAAGUUAUAUUAACUUUAGAACAAACACAUCUGAUACACUCAAUUCAGGGUGCUGAUUCAAGUAAUCGAACAGCAUACUGCAAUAUGUUCUUUCCGGAGGGACCAUUAACCUUAUUAAAUUCUCUACAAUUGAGUGAUGAAUUGAGUCAGAACGUGUGUGAUGAAACAAUGAUUUUGUAAUAACACUUGUUAUUGGGGUAACCACGGAGUUAUCUGAAUUUUUCCGUAAAACUAUUGUGUGGGGUAUAUUGUU
Solanum dulcamara is the source of this 1389-nucleotide messenger RNA. RefSeq names its product ubiquitin carboxyl-terminal hydrolase 3-like. Gene Ontology annotation, cellular component: cytoplasm. Gene Ontology annotation, biological process: protein deubiquitination; ubiquitin-dependent protein catabolic process. The coding region runs from base 229 to 885 and encodes 218 amino acids. Lineage: Eukaryota; Viridiplantae; Streptophyta; Magnoliopsida; Solanales; Solanaceae. Gene Ontology annotation, molecular function: cysteine-type deubiquitinase activity. The record is from RefSeq and is a predicted model, not a curated record. The transcript has 9 exons.